GUGUCGUCCCCAAUUAGACGUAUGCCCAGUGUUUUCCCUCACCGAGGUCCAGUUCCAUCUCCCCCAAUGUCUUCCUCUUCAUCAAUCUCUCCUUGAUUCGCCUUUCAAUUUUCUCAUUUGGAGAUUUUGAUCCCAUGUAUUAUUGUUGAUUUGUUUCUCUAAUUCUUAAUUUUGGGAAAAAAAAAAAUCGAUUUUUGAUUCAUUUUCAAUCUCUGCAUUGGCAUACCUCAUAGUUAAAUUAGGGUUAGGGUUUGUUUAUUUGGGAAGGAGAUGGAGAAGAAGAAAGUGUCAGUGCCUUUGGUUUGCCAUGGCCACUCCCGCCCCGUCGUGGAUCUCUUCUACAGCCCCGUUACGCCGGAUGGCUUCUUCCUCAUCAGCGCCAGCAAAGAUUCGAGUCCUAUGCUGAGGAAUGGAGAGACGGGAGAUUGGAUUGGGACUUUUGAAGGACAUAAGGGUGCUGUUUGGAGCUGCUGUCUUGAUACUAAUGCUCUACGGGCUGCUUCGGGUUCUGCUGAUUUCUCAGCUAAAGUAUGGGAUGCGUUAAGCGGAGAUGAGUUGCAUUCGUUUGAGCAUAAGCACAUUGUUCGAGCAUGUGCAUUCUCUGAGGAUACGAGCAUGUUUCUGACUGGAGGGCUUGAAAAAGUUCUACGUAUUUUUGAUCUAAAUCGUCCCGAGGCACCUCCAAGGGAACUGGACAAAUCACCUGGGUCUAUUAGAACUGUAGCUUGGCUACACAGUGACCAGACAAUUUUGAGUUCUUGCACUGAUAUUGGUGGCGUGAGACUGUGGGAUGUAAGAAGCGGAAAAAUUGUUCAAUCACUUGAGACCAAGUCACCUGUCACCAGUGCUGAAGUUAGUCAAGAUGGCCGAUACAUCACAACUGCAGAUGGUUCAACUGUCAAAUUCUGGGAUGCCUAUCAUUUUGGACUUGUGAAAAGCUACAGCAUGCCUUGCACUGUAGAAUCUGCUUCCCUGGAGCCCAAAUAUGGUCUCAAAUUCAUUGCUGGAGGGGAAGAUAUGUGGGUUCAUGUCUUUGAUUUCCACACUGGUGAAGAAAUUGCUUGCAACAAAGGUCAUCAUGGACCUGUCCACUGUGUUCGGUUCUCUCCUGGUGGUGAAUCAUAUGCCUCGGGAUCUGAGGAUGGCACCAUCAGAAUCUGGCAGACAGGCCAUACCACCCUCGACGAAAAAGAGCCAUCAACUGCAAAUGGUCCUACCAGUAAAGUGAAGGUUGCUGUGAAUGAUGUGGCCAGAAAGAUCGAAGGCUUCAACAUAAGCAAGGAUGUUCAGACUGAAACUAAAGGAGAGAGGUCAACAGAUUCCUAAUACUUUUCUUUUGGCAUGAGUUUUAAGGUGUUAUUAGAAGUCCAUAGUGCUCUCCAACUCUUUUUCUCAGCCUAGUGGUUUCAUGUGCUUAGAUUGUCAGUUCUCCUCUUGGAAAUAAAACAUAAGCUUUUUUGUUGUUGUCUGAUUUUUAGUCCUGGCUCUCUUUGUAUGAUCUUAAUUUAAAUGAUGGAAUAGCAUGUACUCAAAACUGGCAAAGUGGUUAUGAAUGGCUGUUUUAUUUUGACUAUAUGAA
Messenger RNA from Dioscorea cayenensis subsp. rotundata (Guinea yam), 1579 nucleotides. Its product is annotated as serine-threonine kinase receptor-associated protein-like. Lineage: Eukaryota; Viridiplantae; Streptophyta; Magnoliopsida; Dioscoreales; Dioscoreaceae. The record is from RefSeq and is a predicted model, not a curated record. Gene Ontology annotation, cellular component: SMN complex. Gene Ontology annotation, biological process: spliceosomal snRNP assembly. The transcript has 7 exons. The coding region runs from base 271 to 1326 and encodes 351 amino acids. Gene Ontology annotation, molecular function: protein binding; RNA binding.